UUUUUGUACAUUUUUGCUCAACUUGCGAUUGGCUAAGUAAAAGUCACAACAAAUACAUCUUUUAAAAACAACACACAUAAUAGUACGAGUAUCGCAGUCUAGCGUAACGUAGUCUUGAUUCUUCGCAAUAGAUUGAAUGUUUUGAUGUGGCUAUGUGACAAUAUAAUUAAUACCCUGCCAUGAGAAUGAGGUGGCCGGUUUAUCAAAACACAUGAGGAAUAUAUAAUUUUUUCAGCGACACUCAUAGAUCUAAAAUUAAAUGGAUUUGCAUUCAUGAGCGAAGUGAACGUCAUAAAUAAGUGACGGAAGCUUUGAGUAGCGAGAGGAAAAUUCCAUCUCAGGCUAUUGUGACGAUGGUCUCAGUCACGAAUCAAACGUUACACACGUAACAAACGGAAAACAUGAACAACACUCAGCUCCGUACAGGUGUUCCAGAGCUACGUCGCUUUUUCAAGCGGCUGGAUCCAGUAUGGUUUGACCAGUUCUAGAACGCCAUUAUAGUCUGAUAGACACAAACAAAUCUGUUGCUACGACUCAGACAUCUAACAGGUGUGUUGGGAAUAUCUCUUGAAGAUGUGCCGCGAACAAGAGAGACUCUAACGGCGGAAAACAUGGACAACCCUGCCUCAAAACACGCCAAAUUCGGUGCUGGCGACAAUACGGGCGUUUCAACAAGCAAGGAGAAGACUUCGAAAGACAAGCAAGGAACUCCAGUCGACAAUAGCUCUACGAAAGACGUGUGUUCCAAAGAUGUCACAAUUCGUGUCGGCGGACGCGCGUUUCCUCAAUCUCGCUCAGUCUUGUCCAAAGAGAGUCCGUACUUCCAAGCCAUGUUUGCCAGCAAUCUUCGAGAAAGCAGGGAAAACGAAGUCACGAUCGAAGGAGUGGAUUCAGAAAUCAUGGUCCUCCUUCUAGACUCCGUCGGUGGGAAGUGUCCAAACGUUACCGAAGAAAACGUACUACCGCUUCUAAGCGCUGCAGAUAGGCUGCAGUUCCCAAACGCAAAGGAAGAGUGCGAGCACUUCCUUGCUGACCAAAUAUCUAUGGACAACUGUCUCGGUAUCUGGCAAGUGGGAAAGAGACAUGCUGCAUUACACUUGGAGUUCGAGGCGAAGAAGUUCAUCUGUAGACACUUCUCAAGACUGUCUUCCUUGGAAGACUUUGCCGUCUUGGACGUGAGCGAGGUGAAAGAGAUUCUUUCUUGGGACGAUCUUCUAGUCAACGAAGAGAAGGUGGUUUUACGUACGGCGCUGGCAUGGUUGGAAUUCGACAAGGAGGCACGAAAAAAGUAUCGGGAUGAAGUUCUCUCUUGCGUAAGAGCUUCUUUGCUUGAUUCGGCGGAUGGAUAUCAUCUGAAGGAUCUUUCUUGUUCCACCGGGAGACGACUCGGAAUGAGUCUGCGGGAGAUUGUGCUGUUUUACCCGAAGGAUGACGGAGACCUGCCCGCUGUUGUGUACGAGCCGCGUCAGAGCAGGCUAUACCAGCUGAGACCGCCGCCCAUUCCGUACGGCACAAUCUACGUGCCCAGUAAGGUUCUAUUCGCUGUGUUGGGCAUCGACAUCUACAUGACGAUGUGCGUGGCUACUGAGGGCAGCCCAGGUGGCAGACACGUGAUGUUUCAGUACGAUCACGUGGACGGCACGUGGUUCCCGCGUGCUCCCAUACCCUGCCGCCGUUUCGACCACCCGCUCAUCUUAGUCAGCCUGGAUGGUAGGCUGUACGCUAUGGGGAAACUAGGCGGUAUUGAGGUGUACAAUCCUGACUUAGACGCCUGGGAGUGCCUAGACAGCGAUCCACAGAAGCUUACCCCUCCAAUGGGGAGGGUGGAACAUGUCGUCGGCCAUAACGGUAAACUCAUGGUAUUCUCAGGGGGAACACGCGGAGUGUAUACUUAUGACGCCACUUCCAGUAAGUGGGACCGGAUCGACGUACCUCUGUCUGAUCCUCUUCUCAGCCGAGUGGGGGAAAACAAUUCCUUCAUCUACAAGGACAAGGUUACCUGACCGGGAAAGCACACGCUCAAGACCCGUGUCUUGGAGGUGAAGACUAUCCUAUCACUUUCAACCCGCGGCAAAACCAAUGGGAGUCGCUAGGCGUCCCCAGACCAGACGGCGUACGCGGCACGCGUGGUUAUGUCUACCUUUUCGACCACGUGUUGUUCGUGGUGGAUGGUGAGCUCUACGUCAUGUACCGACGCAAGACUAACCUGCUGCUGGCCAGCACGUGGCUGGAGAUUUGCCGGUACAACCGCGAGCUGCACCGCUGGGACUGGCGCAGUCUCGUCUGCGAGCGGUGUCAAGAGAAACAGUACGGGCUCUGCGUCAUCACAGCCAAGCUCAGCCUAGACAAGCUACCCUCGGUAGACCCCAUGUUGAGCCUCUCCCUCAGACCUCCCCGCAAGAAGAUCCCUCCCAUCAUGCCCAUCAUGUCACGCACGGGGCUACCCUACUGGAGGAACACUCCCCGAGUCAUCACGAACCCUCCCCGAGUUUUGACGAGUUUUACCGAGAGCGAUCUGGAGGAGUCGGACGAAGACACGAUCUCCACAGCGUCAGACGAGACCUUACUUCUAGAGGAAGUCGAAACAAGUAACGUCGGUGAAGAGAUUGUCAUCAUGGACGGCCAGGCAACUUUACCAGUGCCGCUUGAGGACGAAACUGCACGUGAAACCAACACGAUUGUGACAACCUCUGUCCUUAGUUCUGAUGAUGUGGUUGCUUCGUCGAGCCAGAAAACUGCGACGGACUGCGAAGAGACUUCAUGACAAUCCGAUAAACCGUAUCUGCCAAAGGAAGGCAGUUCCAAAGUUUCCGAAUUAGAACAGCAAGAAUAGUGGAAUGGUGAUCAUUUGAUGCAAGGGACAAAAAGCAACCCUUUCGUCGAAAUUGUAACCUAUGAUAUUGCUUGGGACCAUGUUGCGGUCGUUUAUGCAUUUCUUCAUCCGUCCAUUCGAACAUUUGUUUAUCAUUCGUUAUUUUUUCAUUCCUAAGCUAAUUCUUUAUCCAUUCACCUACAGUAGUUGCAAUGCGAAACCUGUAUAUUUUGUAUUUUAACAUUGGUAAACCAACACAUAUGUCAUUCACCUGGUGUAAAAUUGUUGUAACCUUAUUUUCAACAUAUCAAUUUAUGUCAUA
Messenger RNA from Branchiostoma floridae (Florida lancelet), 3134 nucleotides. RefSeq names its product kelch-like protein 21. Bases 612 to 2003 code for a protein of 463 amino acids. Gene Ontology annotation, molecular function: protein binding. The transcript has 2 exons. The record is from RefSeq and is a predicted model, not a curated record. Lineage: Eukaryota; Metazoa; Chordata; Leptocardii; Amphioxiformes; Branchiostomatidae.